ACACACAGACGCCACUCUCAUAACCAUUUUGGGGUUUAACUACUAAUCACUAGUAAAAUUAUAUUAAUCAGUUGUUUUCUUGAACAAAAGUUCGGUGCUAAGUACAGAAGGAGAGUCUUGUAUGGUUGUUGGGAUUCAAUCCAAGAUUUACACGAUUUGAAUCGCCUGAUUUCUGGAAAGCAUAUUCUAGUCGCACACCACCUCUAGUAUCCGAUGGUGCUCUUGAAUAAACCUGACACGAUGCAAUUACUGUCGGUCGACGGUCAGGUUUUCCCCACAGUAUUUCUUUUCUUUUAGAAAUUGUUUAGUUCCUCUCGUCUCCUUGUAUUUUCUAUAUGAUGUCGUAUGAUAUGAAUUCGUCCAUAUACGUUUAUUGCCUAUUCUGAUAUUGCAAGUAGUAUUUGCGAUGGAUAACGAGGUGUUAGAAUUUGAUAUUGGGCUGGAAGGAGGGGAGGGAGAAUGCGAGGAUGAUGAGGGCGACAUUGAGCACCCUAUGGCUAUGGCCAUGGCUAUCGAAGAGGAUGAACUGGCUGAUGCUGACAGAGGCAGAGGCACUGCCACUAGUGGUAGCGGUGGAGAAAUUUACGUUCCUGAGGGUUUUGGUGCGGGUGACCUCUUAGAUCUUGAACCUUACGAGGGCAUGGAAUUUGAGUCUGAGGAGGCUGCCAAGGCCUUCUACAAUUCUUAUGCCCGUCGUAUCGGGUUCAGUACUCGGGUUAGCUCAUCCCGGCGUUCCAGGCGCGAUGGAGCCAUCAUACAGAGGCAAUUUGUUUGUGCAAAGGAGGGUUUCCGCAACUUGAAUGAGAAACGCACCAAGGAUAGGGAGAUCAAGCGUCCUCGAACCAUUACCAGAGUCGGAUGCAAAGCGGCUUUGUCGGUCAAAAUGCACGACUCUGGCAAGUGGAUCGUCUCUGGGUUUGUUAGGGAACACAACCACGAGCUUGUUCCACCGGAUCAGGUGCACUGCCUUCGCUCUCACAGACAAAUAUCUGGAGCUGCCAAGACGCUAAUUGAUACUUUACAGGCUGCUGGAAUGGGUCCUCGGAGAAUUAUGUCAGCACUGAUCAAGGAGUGUGGUGGGAUUAGCAAAGUUGGUUUUACAGAGGUUGACUGUAGGAAUUACAUGAGGAAUAAUAGGCAGAGAAGUCUAGAAGGCGACAUUCAGCUUGUUCUGGAUUAUUUGAGACAAAUGCAUGCCGAAAACCCUUGUUUCUUCUAUGCUGUGCAAAGUGAUGAGGACCAGUCCAUGAGCAAUGUUUUCUGGGCCGAUCCCAAGGCAAGGUUGAAUUACACUUUUUUUGGUGAUACCGUAACCUUUGACACUACUUACCGAUCCAAUAGGUAUCGACUACCGUUUGCUCCCUUUACUGGUGUAAACCAUCAUGGACAACCUGUUCUCUUUGGUUGUGCUUUCCUAAUAAAUGAAUCUGAAGCAUCAUUUGUAUGGCUUUUCAAGACGUGGCUUAUGGCUAUGUCUGGACGCCCACCAUUGUCAAUAACAACCGAUCAUGAUUCUGUAAUUCGGUCAGCUGUACUACAAGUAUUCCCUGAGACCCGCCACCGAUUCUGCAAAUGGCACAUUUUUAAAAAAUGCCAGGAGAAGUUAUCUCACAUUUUCCUCAAAUAUCCAAAUUUCGAAGUUGAAUUUCACAGAUGUGUUAACUUGACGGAGUCAAUUGAGGAAUUUGAAUCUUGCUGGUCAACACUCAUCGAUAGGUAUGAUCUGCGGGACCAUGAAUGGCUUCAAGCAAUAUAUUCUGCUUGUAAGCAGUGGGUACCUGUAUAUUUGCGAGACACAUUCUUUGCAGAAAUGUCUAUCACACAGCGAAGCGAUGGCAUGAACUCAUACUUUGAUGGGUAUGUAAAUGCUUCAACCAACUUAAAUCAGUUCUUCAAGUUGUAUGAGAAAGCACUGGAUAGUCGCAAUGAGAAAGAAGUCAGAGCAGAUUAUGACACAAUGAAUAGUUCACCAGUUUUGAAGACCCCAUCUCCAAUGGAGAAGCAAGCAUCUGAGCUUUACACACGAAAGAUUUUCAUGAGGUUCCAAGAGGAGCUAGUUGGGACGCUAACAUUCAUGGCAUCCAAAACCGAGGAUGAUGGGGAGGUCGUUACAUAUCAUGUAGCUAAAUUUGGAGAGGAUCAUAAGGCAUACUAUGUUAAAUUCAAUGUUUUAGAGAUGAAAGCGAGUUGUAGUUGCCAAAUGUUUGAAUUUUCCGGCCUUGUUUGUAGACAUGUUUUGGCAGUGUUUAGAGUAACCAAUGUACUCACUCUACCCGCUCAUUAUAUAUUGAAACGUUGGACGAGAAAUGCCAAAAGCAGUGUAACAUUAGAAGAACAUUCUUGUGAUAUAUAUUCUUACUAUUUGGAAUCUCAUACAGUUAGAUAUAAUACCCUCAGACACGUGGCCUUUAAGUUUGUUGAUGAAGGAGCAAAGUCUCCUGAGACUUAUGAUGUUGCAAUGGGUGCUUUACAAGAAGCCACAAAAAGAGUUGUUCAAGUAAUGCAAAGUGAGGGACGAAUUCUCAUCAACAAUGGCAAAGUUAGGAGUCACUUGCAAAUUGAUGAAAGUCAUACUAAUUCCAGAAGUGGACACGAGGAAGGAAACUUGGGCCAGCAUAUGUCCGAGGAUGACAUGGACAAGAGCAUUAGAGAACUUAUGAAUGAGCUUGAGUUUGCAAAUCGAAAGUGUGAAAUUUACCGGUCCAACCUGCUCUCAGUUUUGAAAGCUGUUGAGGAUCAUAAGUUAGAGUUGUCAAUUAAGGUGGAAAACAUCAAGAUAAGCAUUAAAGAUGGCCUCUAAGGACUUCGGAGGAAAACAUAGUAACAGAUAGGAAACAAAUGAAAAAGCUACUUCUGGAAUAGAAAGAACGGAAAGUCACUUUUGCUUGGGCAGUACAGCCGCACCUCUUUUAACAGGCAUUUAGUUUUUGAUAAAUUUGUUAGUAUUUGCCGACCCCGUUAUAAAGAAUAAGUAAGUAUUGUCUACGGUGUUCAUUAUAUCAAAGCUAAACAUUCAUGGUUGAAGUUUAUAAGUACGUUUAGAUUUGUAUAUUAUCUAUAACAAUAUAUAUAAAGAGCAUCAUUGAGAACAA
This is a messenger RNA of Arachis stenosperma, 3092 nucleotides long. RefSeq names its product protein FAR1-RELATED SEQUENCE 5. Gene Ontology annotation, molecular function: zinc ion binding. The record is from RefSeq and is a predicted model, not a curated record. The transcript is spliced from 2 exons. Gene Ontology annotation, biological process: regulation of DNA-templated transcription. Bases 407 to 2800 code for a protein of 797 amino acids. NCBI's taxonomy places the organism in Eukaryota, Viridiplantae, Streptophyta, Magnoliopsida, Fabales, Fabaceae.